Molecule: messenger RNA, 1793 nt
Organism: Symbiodinium sp. CCMP2456
Lineage: Eukaryota; Dinophyceae; Suessiales; Symbiodiniaceae
Source: the annotation of a GenBank genome assembly
AUGAAGCUACAGAAGCUCGAGUUCCUGAAGGACUCGGAGUUGUUCGUGGAGGAUUUCAUAGAAGUCUCGGAGGUGAAGACCUUCUUCAACGACUGCACGAUUAUAGAAGCCUUCCUCAGGUCGAAGGGCAUGACGGCUGUGACGACCGGCUUCACCGAGAGGCAGAGGAGGAUGGAGUCGAUCGCCACGAUGAUGAUCUCCGAGAACAUGAGGGAGAUGAGAGACGUUCAGGCGGUCUCUUUGGACGAAACCACGCAGGAGUCGUUGAAGACCGAAGACGUGGCGAUGGACUUGAGGAAGUUGCUCUCGUCCUCGGAGCUCGAUUCCGGGAUAGAGAAGCUUGACUCGCUGUACGAAGACUUGGACAUCGACGACUUCAAGGCGAAGAUCACGAGGAUAUGCUUGUCCGACGAAAUGGACGUCAGGAAGACGAAGGUCUUCACUCAGAGCAACGCUUCGGUCGAGGAGCUGAUCUCCGAGGUCAACCGGUUGAAAAAGUCGAAGAUGUACAACAGUCCGGCAGUGUUCGUGAAGCCGAAGUUCAAGCUGCCGAUCUUGGUGAGGGCGGAGACCAACGACAUCAUCAAAGUUGUGGAGAUGGUGGAGAUGGGGUUCUACCUGAAGGACAAGUCCCUGAACAUCUACGAGAAGGACCUCGAGGAUUCGGACUUCUUCUCGAAAGAGUUGCAGGACGAGGACUUGAAGGCCUUCGGGAUCGGGGUGAAGGACAGGCACAUCAGCUACGUGGAAACCAUGAUCAGGAGAAUCGCCGCCAUCAAGCGCGCGUCGGACUUCAAGGACGAAAUUUCCUUCUCGACUCCUGAGGCGAAGUUCGUUCAGAUGACCAUGAUGUACGAGGUGACCCUGUUCUACCAGAUUAUGGCGGAGGAGCUGACCUUCUUGAUGAGAAGGAUCAAGACCACCAAGAAGAAGAUCAUUGCGAAGUGGUCUUCGAAGCUCAAGGUGAUGGUGAUGGUGCAGUCGACGAAGAAGGAUAUGCAGGACUCCAUGUUGAGGAUCAAGCUGGUCAGCAAGAAGAACAUAUCUUUGAUCGAGUUCACGGCCGACAUGUUCAAGACCAACGAGGUCAUGUACAGCACGAACUGGAUCACCAUCAGGCGGAACGAGAUGGAGUCCCUCCUGGUUUGCAACAAGAAGUUGAUGUUCGUGGGGUGCUCUUUCUUGUCUCUCUUCAAGGUCUCAGCCUGGGACAGGUUGAGGGAGGAGCUGGCGUUCUACUCGUUGGUGAUCUUGUCCAGCUCCAAGAAGCUUUCGUCGACGUUGACGUCCGUCAGGUACCUCACGCACUCCUUGACUGCGGCGGCCUCCUGGAGGAUCGACUGCUUGGAGAACUUGUUGUCGGACCCGAUCAGGAGCUCGCUGGAGUCCUUCACGAUGGACCGAAUGUUCAAGUACACGGAGAUGCUCAUCAUGAAGGCCAACACCAUCAGAAUCAGCAGUUUCAGAGGGUUGGACAAAGGGUUGUCGCAGAAAACUUUCUCCUUGCCGUCUUUCUUCAACCCGAAGAGCUUCAGGAGCUUCAAGCAGUCUCUCUCGUCCUGGUACAUAUCCCAUUUCGUCAGCGCGAAGAUCGGCACCGAGGUCGAGAUGAGCUACAAAAUCUACUCUAAGAUCCUGGAAGAGGAAGAGAAAUAUUUGAAGGAGAAGUUGGCGGUCGCGUUCUCGAUGAAGAGCUUGUCGCUGAAGCAGAGGGGAACUAUGAACAACCAGAAGAUCGCGGAGAUUCUGAACAUGACGGUGGAGUCGACGAUGACCACGUCGAAGAUCAUGAC